CCCUCUCUCCUCCUCUCCCCUCUCUCCUCCUCUCCCCUCCCCGGCCCUGCCUUGGCUCUGCAUUUGGAAGGCUGAUCUUCUGUGAAAAAAAUCCCUGACAUUUGAGUCUCUCCCGGGAUUUACCGAGCAUGCCCAGUGUUCGCCCUCUCCUCGGAGGAAACGGGUGUAGAUUGGAGUCGGACGGAGCCAAGCCUGCUGCGUGUCAGUGCGACUUUACAGCUGGCUGUAAGGUUAGGAGCAACUGGCGCUAGCUACACUCUUUUCUUGUCCCAACAAAUACUUUUUAUAUCUUUACAAGUAUUUAAAAAACUCCCUAGGAUUUUUAUCGGGAAGUAUUUUUUUUUCAACGUUUUUCUUUGAUUCGAGGAGUUUAUUUGCGCGUAGAAAAGUUGAGUUGAAGUCUGAGCAGUUUAGCAGCUCCGUGUGGUCGACUCCUCCACGUCAAGUCGAGCUCUGGUCGCAAUCCUUUUUCUUUGCGACUCGGUUGGAAGCAAAAAAAGCUGGUCUUUUAAAUGCUUGUUAGGAAAAUGGAUCUGUUGAGCUAUCAGUACCUGGACAAAAUGAACAACAACAUCGGAAUACUUUGCUACGAAGGCGAGGCAGCGCGUCGAGGUGAUCCCAUGAUGCACCAGUCCAUGUCCUUGUCAUCGUCUGGCGUCUCCAACCAUAGCCACCGGACGGGCCAUCCACCCAUCAGCCCCAGCAAGAGGAAGCAUAGCCGUAGUCUCAGCACAGGACAGGACCAACAAGACAAUGAUGACCAAGACUAUGACAACCAACACGUGGCCAAGAUGAGCCGGCUGUUUGCUGCACAGUUAGGCAAGCCUUCCAAUGGCGACUUCCGUAGUACUAAGGACCGUCGUGACUGUAGCCGCAGCCCCAUGGAGCGAGCCGCCACCCCCUCCAUGGUUCUCCAUGUCAACCACCACCUUUAUGGCCCCCACCACCACAUGCCCAGCCUGGCCAUGGACCAGCCUCUCGCCCUGACCAAAAACAACAUGGAUGCCGCCCGUACCUUUGUCAUCUCACCAACCGUCAGCCCUGUGGAACGCCAGCAGAAUCGUCCAUCAGUGAUAACGUGCGCUCCAGCCAAAAACCGGAACUGUAACCUGCCUAACAACUACAAUAGACCAGCCUGCAACUCCAACUCUGCGUGUGUUGACCCGGUGAUCGAGGAGCAUUUCCGUCGCAGCCUGGGGAGGAACUACAAGCAGCCGGAACCCGUCUCUAACUCUGUGUCCAUCACCGGCUCUGUGGACGACCAUUUCACCAAGGCCUUAGGAGAAACCUGGCUGCAGAUCAAAGCCAAAGGAAGCUCCUCCUCCUCCUCCUCCUCCUCCUCCCCUGACUCCUCCCCCAACAGUCACAUGGUCAACCACAGCCACUCUCCAUCCAUUGUGUCCUGAUGGGAGGGGCUUAGAGCCAGCUAAAACCCGCCCCCCUGCCCCAUCCCUUCAUCACUGUAACACCACAGGUUAAAACCGCCCUGCUGGAGAGUUACUGGCUAGGCAGGGUGUAUUCAUUUAGCUCCAGCCCUGUUGUAACUAACACCUGAUGCAUCUAAUCAAGGUCCCGAUGAACAGCUGAUGUAGAAGAAUCAGUCAUAUUCAUGAGGUCACCAAACUUGUUUUAAUUUUGUGUUGCAAAAUAUUUAGUUAUAGUGUGCACUAACAAAUACGACCACAGGUGUGUUUCAGAGCAGGGCUGGAGGAAAACCCUGCGCGUCCAAUGUCUCUCCUUCCAGGAAGAGGGUUGGCCUUGUUCCCUGGUGUAAGACUACCCUGCAUGAUGUAACCCCGUAGAGAGCUGUGCCUGUAGCUAGGGAUAUAGCCAUGUAUAUAACCAUGGAGUAAAAGGGAAGCAUUUUCUUUUCUCUACGUUUUGACUUUUGUCCUUUAUUUAGUUUUGAAUUGACUUUUUAUGUAGAAGUAGGUUUUGCGUACUUCUUUCUGCUUGUGUUAUUGGACGGCUGAGAUUUUGAAGAGAAAAGCUGAGUGGGAAACGGUUUGUUUCUGUGAACAAUGAGAUGUACGGAUUCAAAAUAGAGACGCAUCCCAACCAACCACAUGCCUUCGUUACCAAAGAGAACUCUGAUGCAAAUCUGUUACCUCCUUUAAAAAAAAAGAAAAUGCAUUUUAUUUCCCCCAUCUUUUAGUUUGCUCCCUCACCCCUCCACCCCUACUUUCCUCUCCCUCACCCCUACUUUCCUCUCCCUCACCCCUACUUUCCUCUCCCUCACCCCUACUUUC
Messenger RNA from Oncorhynchus tshawytscha (Chinook salmon), 2249 nucleotides. RefSeq names its product transcription cofactor vestigial-like protein 4. Bases 513 to 1406 code for a protein of 297 amino acids. The transcript is spliced from 5 exons. Gene Ontology annotation, molecular function: transcription coactivator binding. NCBI's taxonomy places the organism in Eukaryota, Metazoa, Chordata, Actinopteri, Salmoniformes, Salmonidae. Gene Ontology annotation, biological process: negative regulation of DNA-templated transcription. The record is from RefSeq and is a predicted model, not a curated record.